Messenger RNA from Penicillium paradoxum, 4071 nucleotides. RefSeq lists its product as uncharacterized. Gene Ontology annotation, molecular function: hexosyltransferase activity; UDP-glycosyltransferase activity. The coding region runs from base 1 to 4071 and encodes 1356 amino acids. The record is from RefSeq and is a predicted model, not a curated record. The transcript is spliced from 3 exons. Gene Ontology annotation, biological process: carbohydrate metabolic process. Lineage: Eukaryota; Fungi; Ascomycota; Eurotiomycetes; Eurotiales; Aspergillaceae.
AUGAAACCUACUUCGUCCAACCGUCCAUUUUCAGAUCGAGUGCCAGACAAAUUUAAGGAUGGGGAUGAUGCCCAUGUUGAUUUCACAGCUCCACCGCGAGGUAUGGGUUCACGAGACGGCAACGUGCAUUACAUGCAACAGUCUCUCUUUUCCAUGAUUGCAGCAGUUGGAUCCAAGUCUGAUUUCCAUGCUCGAUUUGAGGAUUCAAGUGACAGUGAUGGGGAGAUGGAAGGAGACUUGCGGAGGGAACAAAGGGAACAAACUUAUGGCAAGUCACCAUUUCCGACACCAGUGCCGUCGUUGGACUCGCACCAGCCAGGCGUGGUAUCAAACGUAAACCCACUUGGUAAGGAGGAAAGAGGACGCCACCAUCAAAGGGCAAGGACGGACAAUAAGCCUUUACAAAGUCUAUACCAACUCGAACCAGAGUCAAACAAGUCAUCAAACCAAUGUCGCUCGGCUCUCAUCGCACCACCGCGACGAACUCGCAGUGCGACGCCACGGGCAGCACCCAUAUUGAGUCGCAUGGUUGAAGCGCAGACUCAUUUUGACUCAACAUCCGCAACAUCACAUUUGCCAACCAAUCCUGACAGCACCAUAGAAGACCAGCCUCAGUCCUCCACCUCAGCUCUUUCUACACGUUUGAUGAAGAUGUUUGGGUUCUCAAAGCCUGAAAAGGUUUUGGUCGAGUAUGCUUGCUCGCUACUCCAGAGCAUGCUACUUCAAGGCUACAUGUAUGUGACUGAAGAUCACAUUUGUUUCUAUGCCUACCUCCCAAAGAAGUCCAAUGUGGCGAUAAAGUCAGGGAACCUAGCCAAACGCGGUCGUAAGAAUCCUACGUAUAAUCGCUAUUGGUUUGCUUUGAAGGGCGAUGUCCUCUCAUAUUACGCAGAUCCCUCAAAUCUCUAUUUUCCCAGCGGACAUGUUGAUCUUCGAUAUGGGAUAUCUGCAUCUCUUGCGGAACGCAAAGACAGUGAUGCAAAAGAUUUCCAAGUCACCACAGAUCAACGGACUUAUUAUUUCAGAGCAGAUAGCGCUACAAGUGCCAGGGAAUGGGUGAAAGCUCUCCAGAAAGUCAUAUUCCGGACGCACAAUGAAGGCGACAGUGUCAAAGUGUCAUUCCCAAUAGCGAAUGUGAUUGACCUGGAGGAGAGCCCAAUGGCCGACUUUGCGGAGACAUUUAAGAUCCGAGUCCUCGACAGUGGCGAAACAUAUGCGAUUGAUGAGUACUUCUUUUCCUUUUUUGAGUCGGGCCAGGAUGCUUUCAACUACAUCAAAGGAUUGGUCAAUGCUGUCGUGGCUACUGCGUCAUCAAAAGAGCUGCAAGGCCAACAUGAUGCAAAAUUGCCCCCCGGACCAAGCCGUAGUGCCCAAAAGAUACAGUCAGUUAUCAGGAUCCCAACCUCUGGCCGAACGCAGGGAAACUCACCACAUAAGCGAAGUUCAAGUGUCCGAAAUGCAAACCAAGGCUCAGCGGAUUCAUUUGCGGAGCAAGGGACCGAAUCAUCGCCCAUUAUACAGUCAAUGACAGACACCACUGAAUCGGCGAGCCAAAUACUCAACAGAAGCGACGUAUUCCAAUCACCCACUAUGCGCACGUUGCAAAGACGCUCGUCGGAUGUGGGAGAAACCGUUCGACGACGCUCCGAUGACACGACACCUUCUGCAUCUGCGCGGCUGGCCCAGGGUGCAACGGUAGAAUCCCCAUCAGAAACCCUCCUUGGUAAAAAUACAGAGGAUAUGCGCUAUCCCCUCGGCCAAGCUGAUCCAAUGAAAUCCUCAAGGCCCGGUUCAGUUACCCAUUUGAACGAGCUUGUCAAAGCAGGUGCAUAUCCUCUCCAACGCGCUGCUGGUUUUGCAGAAUACUUGAAAAGCCGCUCAAAACAGAUGAGUACACUGUUGGCAACCGAAUCGAUGGGCUAUAUAGAAAAGGUUUCCGGCAUGUGGAUUGGUGGCCAAAAGCAUUAUGGCGAACGGGAAGGGCCGCUGCUUGAAGACCAGAACGUUGAUCCCGAAGAUAACGAGGGUGGCUUCAAUUAUGGGGACCGUUUCCGUGCGCAUUUUGCUCUUCCGUCUUCUGAAAGACUGCAGGCGACAUAUUACGCAUAUUUGCAUCGUGUGCUUCCGCUUUACGGUAAGAUCUAUAUAAGCCAGAAGAAACUCUGCUUCCGCAGCCUGAUUCCUGGUACUCGGACCAAAAUGAUUCUACCGUUGAAAGACAUCGAGAAUGUUGAAAAAGAGAAAGGCUUCCGCUUUGGAUAUCACGGGCUUGUCGUCAUCAUCCGUGGCCAUGAAGAGCUUUUCUUCGAGUUCAAUGCAUCGGAUGCAAGAGAUGACUGUGCUGUCACAUUGCAUCAGAAUCUGGAGUCCGUGAAAUACCUAGUGGAAUCUGGUUUGCUAGCAGAGGAAGAACGCGAUGAAGUUGAGGCCGCCAAGGCCGAGCAUCGCAUGCUUCAGGAAGCCAGACUGGACAACCCUGAAGAGAAUGAUGUGCGCCAAUCUCUCACCGAGGAUUCAUCGGAGAUACAUCCAUUCUUUGACGAUCCUCGCGCUUCAAUCAUUAACUUUAAACCCGCCAAGCCCUUGAAGAUUACCUGUCUAACUAUCGGCUCCCGAGGCGAUGUUCAACCUUACAUCGCGCUUUGUAAGGGGUUGCUGGCGGAGGGCCACAAGCCGAAAAUCGCAACUCACGCCGAGUUCGAGCCAUGGAUCAGGAAACAUGGGAUUGACUUCGCUCCAGUUGAUGGUGAUCCCGCGGAGCUGAUGCGUAUUUGCGUUGAAAAUGGGAUGUUCACAUAUUCCUUCCUUCGGGAAGCUUCCUCAAAGUUCAGAGGAUGGAUCGAUGAUCUGUUGUCGUCAGCUUGGGCUGGUUGCCAGGGCAGUGACCUGCUGAUUGAGUCGCCAAGCGCCAUGGCAGGGAUUCAUAUUGCAGAAGCUUUGCGAAUUCCUUACUUCCGCGGCUUCACCAUGCCUUGGACCAGAACACGGGCCUAUCCGCAUGCUUUCGCAGUGCCAGAAAAUCGAAUGGGCGGAGCAUACAACUAUAUCACGUACGUGAUGUUCGACACCAUUUUCUGGAAAGCCAUCGCAGGACAAGUCAACCGAUGGCGAAACAACGAGUUAGGGCUGAAGGCCACUACUUUGGACAAAAUGCAGCAAAACAAGGUUCCGUUCUUGUAUAACUACUCUCCCUCCGUGGUAGCUCCGCCUCUCGAUUACCCGGAUUGGAUCCGCAUUACGGGCUAUUGGUUUUUGAACGAAGGUACAGAUUGGACUCCUCCAACUGAGCUAUCGAACUUCAUUGCGCAGGCCAGGGCAGACGGCAAGAAGAUCGUAUACAUUGGUUUCGGAUCCAUUGUAGUUUCGGACCCGUCUGCCCUCACACGGACGGUCAUCGAAUCAGUGCAGAAAGCGGAUGUCCGCUGCAUCCUUUCAAAAGGAUGGUCUGAUAGGCUGGGUGACCCAGCCAGCACGAAGGCUGAAAUCCCCUUGCCACCGGAGAUUCACCAGAUCCAAUCUGCGCCUCACGACUGGCUAUUCUCUCAAAUUGAUGCUGCAGCUCAUCAUGGCGGAGCAGGAACCACUGGUGCAAGUCUUCGAGCCGGCGUCCCCACUAUUGUCAAACCGUUUUUCGGUGACCAGUUCUUCUUUGGCUCUCGGGUGGAAGACUUAGGCGUCGGCGUCUGCAUGAAAAGACUAAAUGUCAGUGUCUUCUCGCGGGCCCUCUGGGAAGCCACGCAUAGCGAACGAAUGAUUGUAAAGGCAAGGAACCUGGGCAUCCAGAUCCGUAAUGAAGACGGUGUAGCCACGGCAAUCCAGGCUCUCUAUCGCGAUUUGGAAUAUGCUAAGACUUUGGCUCGGCAAAAGUCACUUGCCUCAUCCACCCCAUUCUCCCCUACGCCUACGGCUAAGACCUCCCCUGAUGGAGGCGAUGAUGACCUUGAUGAUAUUGAAGAAUGGACUUUUGUCGGCGAUGAAACCGACAUUGAUAUCUCAAAGCGGAUGCGUGAGCGAGCUGCUUCAGAUGCUGACAGACUGGCCGACAAACUGGGUACCAAUAUGUUCCAAUGA